AUGUCCGCUAAUGGCCUUCAGACGCGUCUGGGAGCCCCUUCAGAGCCUCCAGAAGCGAAGCUGGAUGCAUCUGAAGCACCUUCAGAGAGCUCUGAAUCAAACGCUUCCCGGGAUGUCUUCAACCCAUUUUGGGAGACUUACAUUCAGAUCUUGGCGUCGAUGCAACCCACGCGGCCGGAAAUCGUCCGAGGGAUUCCGGUGUGCCAAGCUCUGCAGCACACACCACGCAUGUGGGCCCGUGGAGAUCUCGACGCUCUCCAUGUGUACAGCCGGGCGACGCUGGAGCUCGACGAGUUUUGGUCCCACAGCUGGCGCACGCCAGGGUGGCUGAAGUACAUCAGCAUACUUGUCUUGCACAACAGUUUCCCUGCAUUUGUCGUGGGUACACUCCUUGCCUCUGCAUCCUUCGCGCUUUGUGCUGCUGAUAUCCUUCCGAUGUGGUCUAGUGAUAGGUUUGAAGCCACCGGAUGGAGCGUCCUCACGGGUACUUUGAGCUACUACUUGACUUUGCUGCUUUGGCGCAGAGGGAAAUUGGCUUUCCUCGACGUUGCGUGCAUCAAUCAGGUUGAUGACCAGCUGAAGACUGAGGGCUUGGUGAGUAUGGGUGCUAUACUGAAGCGCUCCAAGUCGCUUCUGGUACUUUGGGAUUCCUCUUACACCUCUAGGCUAUGGUGCAUGUUUGAAAUGGCUGCAUUCCUACAUAGCAAGGGUCCGACUGCAGACGAACGGCGGCACCUCGUCGUCUGCCCGGUGUUUGUCGGUCCGACAUUAUUGCUAGGGAACCUCGGUUUGAGCUUGCUCCUGCUAGCCGUCGAAGUUACGCAGCUGCCAAUAGUGCCUUGGGGUGCCAUGAUCAUAUGUGGUCUGUUCUUCCCUUGCUUCACAGUGCUGGCAUAUGUGGUGCUGGAGCAUUGUCGCAGCAUAGAUGUGGUGCAGAAACAAGUCCGCUGCUUCACCAUUCAGCAAGCUUUAUGUCACUGCUGUUCUUCCGGCCACAUCGACCCUUACACAGGUGAGCCCUCGAUGUGUGACCGAAGCAUUCUUAUUCGAUGCAUAUCAUCUUGGUUUGGCUCCCCCGAGCAGUUCGAGUCCCUGGUGCGGCACCAUGUGAUGACAAUAUUGGUGCACCAGCUUGCGAAUAACGUUUUCUCAUACUGGCGUGUUGUGCAGAUACUCAGCCCUCUUUUUUGGUUUUUUCUGGACAUCAGCCUUUGGAGAGUCGCAGAACAACGCGUGCCAGUGCAGUUGAUGCUUUCAGCUGUAUCAUAUUGGAUGAUGUUGAUGCCAAGCAUAGUUCUGAUUCUACUCCGCUUGGCUUACAAGUUUCGCAACCUGGCCACAGGGACGCGUCAGCAGCUGAUGCUGUCAGUAGGACUGGUAGCCAUAGGCGUCCUGCUGUUCGCGACGAUGCUGACAGCGGACCGUGCGAUUGUGGGCCUCUCGUGGCAUCUUUGGCGCGACCAGACUCCGGGCAGUGUGACCGUUUUGAUACUUUCGAGCACCCUGAGUGUCUUGCUGUGGAGUUGCUUGCCUCUGAUUGACACGCAUAUCGCUCAUCCAGGCAUGCAGUGA
Molecule: messenger RNA, 1572 nt
Organism: Symbiodinium sp. CCMP2592
Lineage: Eukaryota; Dinophyceae; Suessiales; Symbiodiniaceae
Source: the annotation of a GenBank genome assembly